CGAAUUGAUUGUGUCAAGAAAGUCUCCGGCUCAUCGUUCUUCUUAUAUGGCAUCAUGUCCACAAUUGUCGCUCUCCUUCUCUUUCCACAUCUAAAAUCCUCUGACACCCUCCUGCGAACCAUCUGAUAUCCUCAAUCCGCGACUCUUAAUCUUCCUCCCGUUCAAUUCCCCUCUAAUCAUCCGCAUCCGUCCAUUCCGCCAGACCACUCCCCCACCACCAUGGAUAUGAGCAAUAUGGACCAUUCGGGCAAUUCGGGCUCGUCCUCGUCAUCCUCCAGCAUGUCUAUGGCCAUGGUCUUUGUCAACACUCAUGAUACGCCUCUCUUCGCCAACAACUGGACCCCCUCGUCCAGCGGCUCCUACGCCGGCACCUGCAUCUUCCUCAUCGUCUUGUCGAUCAUCGGCCGGCUGCUGGUGGCAUUCAAGGCCGUCAUGGAGACCCAUUGGCUCAACACGCACCUCAACCGUCGCUAUGUCACCAUUGCCGGCAAGACGCCAGAAGUCGGUCGCAUUGAUUCCGACCCCGAAACAAAAACGGCUUCCCUCGUUACGGCGCAGGGCGUCGAGGAGUCCGUCCGGGUGGUGCGACGGGUUGCGCGUGAGCCCAUCCCGUGGAGAUUCAGUGUGGAUCUACCGCGAGCUUUUCUGUUCCUUGUCAUUACCGGUGUAUCAUACCUCCUCAUGUUGGCCGUGAUGACCAUGAACGUCGGAUAUUUCUGCUCCGUUCUCGCGGGCGCGUUUCUCGGAGAACUUGCAGUCGGACGCUACAUUCAGUUCAACGAACACGGACAUUGAUUUAGUCCGAUGUACGAGUCUAUUUUUUUUUUUUUUUUCGAACUAUAUUUUCGGGUUUCUCGGAGUUUAUGAUAUCCCGUACGGCGUUUUCUUGGGCGAAAAGGAAUACCACCACCUCAUCGGCAGCGACAAUUCCUACUAGAGCAUUUACUGGCGUUCGGACAGCAACAGUUCGAUCUUUUGGUCUGGGCACCAAUUAUCAUUCCUAUUAUCGGUAAAACUAGCCGAUUUCUUGCACAUACACUGCACGUAUACGAUCAUGAGACGCAACCACGCUCAACAUCCUUGUACAUACUUACAUAAAUAUAUCCAUACCAAGACGAUCAUCGUCAUACAGAAAGCUUGUACUACAG
Messenger RNA from Aspergillus melleus, 1148 nucleotides. Its product is annotated as copper transporter family protein. Lineage: Eukaryota; Fungi; Ascomycota; Eurotiomycetes; Eurotiales; Aspergillaceae. Gene Ontology annotation, biological process: intracellular copper ion homeostasis; copper ion transmembrane transport. Gene Ontology annotation, cellular component: plasma membrane. Gene Ontology annotation, molecular function: copper ion transmembrane transporter activity. The coding region runs from base 220 to 795 and encodes 191 amino acids. The record is from RefSeq and is a predicted model, not a curated record. The transcript has 2 exons.